Mycena indigotica is the source of this 1035-nucleotide messenger RNA. RefSeq lists its product as uncharacterized. Gene Ontology annotation, molecular function: hydrolase activity, acting on ester bonds. Bases 1 to 1035 code for a protein of 344 amino acids. Lineage: Eukaryota; Fungi; Basidiomycota; Agaricomycetes; Agaricales; Mycenaceae. The transcript is spliced from 7 exons. The record is from RefSeq and is a predicted model, not a curated record.
AUGCUUCCUUUCUUCAUAUUUCUAUCUGCUUUCGUCGGCCAAGCCAGAACAGCGACACCCAGCUCCAAAACUACGACCGUGGUGCUUUUUGGAGACUCGUUCACAGACCAAUCUCGCGCUCAUAGUAUCGCAAAUGGGACAUAUCCUGGAAAGGACUACCAGGAGGUGUUUCCUCCGGCAGACACGGCAGCGGAUGGAGGCGUCCAGUGGCCUUGGUACCUCGGCCUUUAUGGCAACUACAAGAUUUGGAACUAUGCGACUGGGGGAGCGGUGUGUUCGAAUGCUCUAACUCCGUUGUUUGGGGAACCAGACGUUGUCAGCGGCCAGAUGGACUGGUUCGUGCAAGACCAUAUCGAAAACAAACGGCUUGGCCUGAACCCAGAGGAGUUCGUCGUCGUUCUCUACAUCGGCACGAACGACAUUGGCAUCCACUCCUUCGCCACGGACGACCAGAGCCCUACCGUGUCGCUCGCCGAUCUGGCCAACUGUCAGCUGCAGACGCUUCGCAAUUUGUUCAAACUGGGAGCACGCCGCUUUAUCGUCAACUCACUCAUCCCGCUGGAGCUCACGCGCCUCUACAGUCCUUCGUCUGCCCCGACCAUAUAUUAUCCUGCACCACACAACGGGACCCAGUGGAAUGCGCGAAUCUACAACUUCGUGCAGACUAUGAACGCGUUGCUGAAGGGCGGCGUGUUGGCGCUGAGGCAGGAAUGGGCCGCAAGGGGAGCGUCGGUCCAGAUGUUCGACACCUAUGGGCUCUUCACGGAGAUGUACCACAACCCGACGCGUUUCUUCAACGGGAGUGCCCCAGCAAACGUCACCGGCCAUUGCCACCAGUGUCCCGACGCAGAUGACUACAGGCAGUGCGGAAUGCCAGGUCCAAUUUCUUUGGCCACAGCGGAGACUGUACUCCCGAUCAGCGAGACUCAUUCAUGUGGUGGGGCAAAUGAACUUCACCCGAGCGAACAAACGGGGCGCAAUCUUGCCAUGGAGAUGUUCCGUGCUAUCAGCGGACAUUCCAAGUUCCUCUCGUGA